Molecule: messenger RNA, 321 nt
Organism: Pelodiscus sinensis (Chinese soft-shelled turtle)
Lineage: Eukaryota; Metazoa; Chordata; Testudines; Trionychidae
Source: RefSeq, a predicted model, not a curated record
GAGGGUGCACUGAGGGAGGCCAAGGAAGGGGCCAUGAAGGACAAGCGGCGCUACCAGCAGGAGGUGGAUCGCAUCAAGGAGGCCGUGCGGUACAAGAACUCCACCAAGCGCGGCCACACGGCGCAGAUCGCCAAGCCGGUGCGGUCUGGGCAUUACCCAGCCUCGCCCACCAACCCCUACGGUGCCCGCCACUCCCACUGCCUCAGCUACACCAACAGCCUCUUCCAGAACUACCAGGCGGCCUACGGGCAGGGCUCGGAUGCCUACUUUGCCAACGCCUCGUCCAGCAGCGGCACCGGCUCCUCUGGCGGCUCCCAGGAC